UCUGCCCGACCGGUAACAUUUCCCAGCGACCUCACGUUCUCUCGCCUCUCUUCCCUCUGCUCCGUUCAUUGCCCUCUCGCCGUGGUCGACAGCCGCCGGCCACACUGACCGCCACCCACACCGCCGGUUACAGUGCGAACGGACCAGCGGCGACCCGCAUCUCUCACCGCCGGCAGCCCGAACGAACCGCCGCAUCUCUGAGCAGUGCAGGGAAGUAACCACAAAUUAGAGCAAACGUAACGCUCUGUUCUUACUGCUCGUGAAUCAUCUGCAAGAUGGUUUCCUUCGAGAUGAAUGACCGGAAAAAAAUUGGGCUUGGAUUGACGGGGUUUGGUAUCUUUUUCUCCCUCUUGGGAGUCCUCUUCUUCUUUGACAAGGGACUUCUAGCCAUGGGAAAUAUACUUUUCUUGUCGGGAGUGAUGUUAACCAUUGGACUGAAGUCCACAAUGCAGUUCUUCAUGAAACGACAGAAUUACAAGGGUACAAUUGCUUUCGGUCUGGGUUUCUUCUUGGUUCUUAUUGGAUGGCCUAUCAUCGGCAUGAUCCUUGAAUCAUAUGGGUUCAUCGUACUCUUCAGUGGUUUCUGGCCAACACUUGCAGUCUUCUUGCAGCGGAUACCUGUUAUUGGUUGGUUAUUCCAGCAACCAUUUAUUUCAUCAUUUCUGGAUCGAUAUCGACCCAAAAGAGUCCCUGUGUGAUCAUUCAGAUGAACAUGUGGUGGCAAGGACAAAAUAAUUCUUUGGUGCAAGUAGAAGUUUCAGCUGUUGUUGCAGAUCGAUUGCAUUGUCCACUCAUACUUUUGUAGUGCAGUUAUUCACCAUCAUUGUAUUCAGAAAUUUUGUGCAGUAUGCAGGUAUGGGUGGUAAAAUUCAUCUGUUCAUGUGAAUACAUCAGGGUUGGACCAUUAUAGAUAGAUAUUCUGGAUCCGCCUUCAUGUAUUGACCUACGAAGCAGCUGGAAGGCCCUGUUUAGUGCUGAAACUGACUUGCUUGCUAAACUUCUUGUGCUUUGUUAAUUAGCUGUUAGUUCUGUUGAAUCAAUUGGUAUGUUUUCCAAAGUAGUCCACAAGGUCAUGUUUUCAAAAUUGUAAAUUCUGUUUUUGUCAUUUUUGUUUGACAUAUACUUGCAAUUCUGCUUCUGCUAUUUUGAGACUC
Molecule: messenger RNA, 1154 nt
Organism: Nymphaea colorata (pocket water lily)
Lineage: Eukaryota; Viridiplantae; Streptophyta; Magnoliopsida; Nymphaeales; Nymphaeaceae
Product: vesicle transport protein GOT1-like
Exons: 9
Coding region: 276-698 (140 amino acids)
Biological process (GO): endoplasmic reticulum to Golgi vesicle-mediated transport; retrograde transport, endosome to Golgi
Source: RefSeq, a predicted model, not a curated record